GUGGUAAGCCUGGUACAUAUAUUAAUCCUAUCUUACUGUCAUCAUAGCACGACUUCAUGUCGUGUUUCCUCGAAAUUUCUAACCGACGUAUUGUAUGGGGUACUUGAGAAAUCCCUUAUGAUCAUAUGCAUACCAGAGAUUAGACCCACACAUUGCCGAACACAUAGAACUACGUGUAUACCGAUAAGAUAUCUAUAAGCUAUAUUGUCAAAGUUUUUACAUGUYCCUCAAAGCUUAUGAUUAUUUGAUUUUACUCGAUGCUUUGGUACAACUUUUCAAGAUAUUUGGACAGAUACUGCGGAGCGGUUUAGUAAGAAAUUUCAGACAGAUAUUCAUCCAUUUUGGCAACCAGUUUUAGAGACUACGAUCGAUCAAGGGCGUAUAUCAUUAUCAAUUUCUCCAAGAUACUCACUUGUUGAUGACGAGCAAAGAAAUCUUGCAAGACUAAAUACCAGCCAUUUUCAACAAGGAGGACAAGAUAUAUAUUUACGUAUAAAAAAUGGUAUUCCCCAACACGAUGCUGAUAAAGUCAGGAUAAAAUGAUGCUAGACAAUCUCUAUAUUUAUGUCUUUGUGGUUCUUUUAUGGAAGACAUCGAGCGUCAGUUCCUUAAAAUUGUUUCCUUAUGGGUUAAAUGUUGAUGAUGCCAAACUACCAAAGCAAGAUGAUAGCUCUUCGCGUGCAAUUCAACUGGAACCAGGUCUUUUGCUAUCUGGAAAACCAUAUUCAAGUUUGUAUAUCAACUCCAAUGGAGUAAUAUCAUUCAACAAGAGACUACGAACUUACCACUCAAUCGACAUAUCACAACAACAAGACAAGACAAUUAUCGCGCCUUACUGGGCCGACGUCGACACUCACAUAGGAGGAGAAGUCUGGUACCGAGUAUCUAGAGAAUCCAAGGACCUCAUUCGGGCAAAUGAAGAUAUUCUUCGAAGCUUUCAACAUUUUCUGGGUUUUAAUUCAACAUGGACGUUGAUAGUUACUUGGGAGAGAGUGGCGUAUUAUGGUAGAAGUAGUAAAUACAAUGAUUUGGCAAACACAUUCCAGGCUAUUAUAUCCACCGAUGGUCAAUCGUCAUUUGUGACAUUUCUUUACGAUCACUUGGAUUGGACGACUGGCACGUUAAAUAAUGGAGACAAGAAAGGGUUAGGUGGACACGCAGCUCAGUCUGGAAUCAUCGCUGAGUCUGUGGUCUACAAGCUGCCUUUCUCAAGAACAAAAGAUGUUGUAAGCUUAGCGGAGACCAGUAAUGUUGGCUAUUCAGGGAAAUGGGUGUUCCGACUACAUGAUGGAGUUGACAAGCUUGAAAAUGAUAUCUGUAGGACAAAAGGUUCUAUAACAUUGCAGCCAAAUAUAUUUAUUUUUAACACAUCUGGCAACAUAACCUAUCCAGAUGCGUGCCUCUGGCCUGAGCACGGCUUUGAGUGUGUUUACAAUGACACACAACGUUUUCCUGGAGAAUUCAAGGACGGUCGUGCCUUUUGCAGGGUGCCAUCAUUCGCGACGACUGGGAUUGUUACAGUCAAUAUAUCCAGGAGUGAUAAGAAUAUCAGUUUUUCUGGUGUUGUUAAGGCAGUGACAAAAAGACAAUAUGAAAUAAUAAAGAGUYCCACAACACCUCCUACGAGAAGUACGGUAUCGCAUUCCAAAGGAUCUGCGGGCUCUGGCUCAGGGGGCAGAGGUACCGGAAGUAGUAGUACGAACGGCGAUGGAAAGGGAAAUGAGGGUAACACUGGAAGCGGAAAUAAAAAUAAUAAUAACGGAAAUACAAAUAAUAAUAACGGCGAUAAUAAUAAUACUAAUGAAAAUGGCAACGGCAAUAAUAAAGGUCACAACUGGAAAGGAAGCGGAAAUGGAAACCCGAACAACAAUAAUGGGAAUGGAAACGGAAAUAAUAACAACGGAAACAAAAAUAACAACGGCAAAGGAAAUAAGAACAACGGAAACGGUAAUAACGACAACGGAAACGGAAAUAAUAACAACGGAAAUGGAAAUAACAACAACGAAGAAACCGGAAAUAACAACAAGGGAAAUGUGAAUAACAACAACAAAGGAAACGGAAAUAACGACAACAAAGGAAAAGGAAAUAGCAACAACGGAAAUGGGAAUAACAACAACAAAGGAAACGGAAAUAGCAACAACGGCAAUGGAAAUAACAACAACAAAGGAAACGGAAAUAGCAACAACGGAAAUGGAAAUAACAACAACAAAGGAAGCGGAAAUAACAACAACGGAAAUGCAAAUAACACCAACAAAGGAAGCGGAAAUAACAACAAUGGAAAUGGAAAUGACAACAAAGAAAACGGAAAUAACAACAACGGAAAUGCAAAUAACGACAAAGGAAGCGGAAAUAAUAAAAACGGAAACGAGAAUAACAACAAAGGAAGCGGAAAUAACAAUAACGGAAAUGGAAAUAACAAGAAAGAAAGCGGAAAUAAUAACAACGGAAAUGGAAAUAACAAUAAAGGAAGCGAAAAUGAGAAUAACGGAAAUGGAAACAACAACAACAAAGGAAACGGAAAUAGCAACAACGGAAAUGGAAAUAACAACAACAAAGGAAACGGAAAUAGCAACAACGGAAAUGGAAAUAACAACAAGGGAAGCGGAAACACAAACAACGGAAAUAGCAAAGGGAAUGAAUUUGGGGGUGGAAAAGGAGAUAAAAACAAUGGCAAUACGGAGAACGGGAACAAUAAUAACGAUAAUGAUAAAAAUAAAGAAGGCAAUAAAAACAGCAAGAAUGAAAACAGAAACUCCAACACGAAAAGAAACAAUCAAAACGGAGGGGAAAAUACUAACAGUAAAAACGGCGUUGAUAUUGGCAACCCGAAGGAAAUCCACGGGAAAAAAUACCCUACUACUAUUAAACCUAUAACCCGUUAUUCGCCGUGUCCAGGCGUUCAUAUUGAGAAUGGUGAACUUGUUGCAACUAGAGUGAAAGAUAGUUAUAGAGUUAAAUGUGUGCCAGGUUACCAUCUACACGGGCAAGACCGCAUCCAAUGUUACCGAGACGGAGUGUACAUGGGCACUCUUCCUGUAUGUAUAAAAAUUGCAGAUGAUUCAAGGUUUCGUCGCAUGGCCUUAAUAGCCUGGAUAGUCGUUCCUUCAGUCAUCGUACUUUUCGUAUUCUUUAUAAUUGUCCUAAUCCUUAUAUACAGAACUCACAAAUCUAGACAGCUUAGAUUAAAACAAGAAAAGAAAAAGCUCACAAAGGAUUCGGAAACAUGCGUAUAGUACAUGGAUUUGAUGCUUAGUCACUUGGAAUCUACGGCGAUAUGUGCCAGGUUAUCGAGCGAGUGAACUUGCUUCAAAACCGAAGAAGAACGCAAGAAGAUCUGUUCGCUGGAAAGAGCAAGAAGCAGAACAAGAACACAAGAAAUGAAAGGCUUGAAGCUACUGAUUGGAAUACGAAUUCACUAAGUGUAGGACACCUUUUGGAAAAAAACGUUUUCAAAAAGAGAGAUCUAACUUAACAAAGGAAUUAUCCUUAAUGUUAAAGCCGACAAAGUUUCGCGACGCAAAAAUGGUGGUUUAUAAUAUCAGCAACAAAAAUACAUUUCAUAGCUUUUACAUUCUGCUUAUUAACAUGAAAACAUUUAUAGGAUUUUCUCCAAACAAAUAACCAAAAAAAAACACAAAACAGACAGACAGACAGACAGACAGACA
Messenger RNA from Actinia tenebrosa (Australian red waratah sea anemone), 3665 nucleotides. RefSeq lists its product as uncharacterized. Gene Ontology annotation, biological process: cell-matrix adhesion. NCBI's taxonomy places the organism in Eukaryota, Metazoa, Cnidaria, Anthozoa, Actiniaria, Actiniidae. The record is from RefSeq and is a predicted model, not a curated record.